UUAUGUGCCCCAUACAAGGUAGAGGACCUAACAUUGUUGUCUCCUCUUAAUGCGUAGACUGUUGUCAGCACUUUGUCAUACCUAAAGAAUUUGUAACAAUAACAAAAACAGGAUGUGCAACUCAGUAACGGUUGAUGUUCUGGGAACGAACCGCCUACGCAAUACGAGGCUACCUUUUUAAUUAAGUUAGUAAUAAGUUCAGAUUCUAAUGUAGAGCUCCGUCGAUCAGACGUAUAGGUUAAGUUUAGUUUUUAAAAAAGCUCGACGACUACCACGACAUUUGACUGGCGCAGUCGGGUUGGAUUCUGUCAAUAGGCUUGACACAAAGAAUUCCAAACUCAGUUCAACGUGUACAGGCCGACGGGAUCCAGCGAACCUAUAAAUUUGUCAACGCUCGCAUGUUAGUCGUCGCAGCGCCGCCGCAGCUUUAAAGAGGAGGAAUGGGUGCAGCCGGACGGUUCGUAGCCCUACUACUGGCCCAAGCCAUCGUGAUCCAGGGCCUGCAACUCCAGAAGAUUAAAAAGAAUCCUGGUAUACUCCCUAUCAAGCAAGGACAAGCGGCCAUCAGCCACAACAAAUGGACCAUCUUAAAGGUUUUAAAUCUAAAUUUAAUACAUCAAGAUUUGGAAUUUAAUAUAAAUCGUUAUGCCAACUUGAAUCGACAUGUUGCUCUACACUUCUCUAAUCAAAACUUAAGUCAUGAAGUAUCUAAUAUAAAAACUCAAACCGAUCAUAUAAUGAAUUGCACCAUUGAAAAAUUUAAACAAAUCGUUCCAAUUAAACGUAUUAAGCGAGGAAUCAUAAACCCUCUAGGAUCAUUAGUUAAAAUGCUAACAGGUAAUCUGGAUAAUGAUGACGCCGUAAAAUAUGAUAAAUGGAUUAGUGAUAUCCAAAAUAACCAGGGUGUGUUAAAUAAAAGGGUCACCCUAAUUGCCGAAACAGUAAAAUCACUUGUAAACGUUUCAAUCUCUGCAAAUAAUGCUGUAAUUCAAAUAGAUAAGAUCCUCUGGGAAAUCCGUAAACAAUUUAAUGACACAAAAAAGGCUUUCACCGAUACGAAAUUAAUUAAUGCUUAUAACUUGUUUCUACACAAUUUUCAGAUGCUCUAUAUCACAAUAGAUGAGGUUGAAAAUGCUAUUGCAUUCAGUAAAUUAAGAACUCUACAUCAAUCAUUGAUAGAGACUGAGGAAUUGUUGGAAAUACUAAUUAAAGUUUCGAAAUCAAAUAAAUUAAUGUAUGAAGUUAACUUAGAAAAUUUAUCUAAAUUAGAACAGUGUAUAGAAAUUAAGGCUUAUUCAAAGCAAAAUCAGAUAACAUUCGUAUUGGAAGUGCCACUUGUCGACCGAGAUAUGUAUACGUACUACAAAGUAAUUCCCUUACCUGUUACCAAUUCCUUUAAUCAAACUGUUUUUAUAAUUCCUAAAAAUCCCUACCUAUUAGCGAAAGGGUUGAAAACUGUGUCGCUCUCUACACCCUGCAAGGAGAUCGACAAAGAAAUGUUCCUGUGCAACAAGGAUGUACUGCAGUCCACAAUCAAGGACUCUUGCAUCGACGCCUUGAUGAAGCUCUCCACCAACAUCAGCUCCUGUAUUCCUGUUGUAGCAAAAACGGGAAAACCAAAAAUAGAACCAAUUGAGGAUAAUCAAUGGAUUCUCUACAGUAAAACUACAAUCUUGUUAACAAAAAUGUGUAAUUCAGAAGAAACAAUAGAAAGAUUAUGUGGUACAUAUAUACUUAUCCUGGAUGAUGAAUGCAGAGCUAAGAUUAACAACAUAGUCCUGCAGCCAUUUGAAACCUUAGGCGAUCCAGUGCAUUUCAGCAAGCUGCCAAUCGUCGAAUUUCCAGAGAUACCAGUUCCUGCCCCUUUACCUGAAAGAAAAACUUAUAACUUGGACGAAACAGAGUUAUCAAAGUUGGAACAUUUUGCCAGUAAAUAUGAUGAAACUGAGAACAUUAGUGAAAGUGGUAUAAACAUACAUAGUAUAAGUGUAGGAACUGUAAUCAUUUAUAUAACCAUAGUUAUAAUCCUUUUCAUUUAUAUACUCUAUAAAAUUAAAAUUAUAUACUCACGGUAUCGCAGCCCUCAGUCGGGUAAUCAACCCUCCGAUGGCUUCGAUCUUAACGGGGGAGGAGUUAUGUGCCCCAUACAAGGUAGAGGACCUAACAUUGUUGUCUCCUCUUAAUGCGUAGACUGUUGUCAGCACUUUGUCAUACCUAAAGAAUUUGUAACAAUAACAAAAACAGGAUGUGCAACUCAGUAACGGUUGAUGUUCUGGGAACGAACCGCCUACGCAAUACGAGGCUACCUUUUUAAUUAAGUUAGUAAUAAGUGCAGAUUCUAAUGUAGAGCUCCGUCGAUCAGACGUAUAGGUUAAGUUUAGUUUUUAAAAAAGCUCGACGACUACCACGACAUUUGACUAGGUAAUCAUUAAUGUCAAAACAAAUCGGCUGCAGCUCAGCAAAUUGCCAUAGACUAGCUAAACUAUGGCGGUAAUUUCCCGCUGUUUACAUGUGCUUAUAUGAGUGUACUAUACGAUAUUUCUAUGGGAACAUCACAGAAACCACGUGUCCGAGACAUGUCAAGGUCUGAGCUCCCAAGUGUGUCAAACAAACUCCUCGAAUGGCUUCUAAGUGCCGCUAUAACUAGUGGUAGGUAUGAUUUAGAUAAGUCGGUGGCUUGCCAACUUUAGAUCGCUUCCACUUAGAACUCAUGUUAUUGCAAUUGGUUUAAACAAGCAUAUUAGGUACCUAAAUUUGUUUGAUUUCAAUAGGGAUGGCAGUUAAUGAGCACGUUUUUUGAAUUACUUUAUCGAAUAUGGUAAUGAAUUUUCUUCUUCUUCUAAUUAUUUUAUCCCCUGUUGGGAUGUAGGGCUCUAAUAACAGAUUUCCACUCCUCGCGAUCUUUUGCAGCCUCUGUAGCUUGCUCCCAUGACAUGCCGAGAGUUUCUAACUUUCGAUCAACCGAAUGUCGCCAGGUCUCUUUGAGCCGCCCCCUUUGCCACGCGCACACCAGGUCUUCUAAGGACAUGGCCAAUCCACCGCCAUUUCCAUAAAUGAAUCUUAAGAUAAAUAAGUUAUUCAGCACAAGAACACAAGAUACAGAAAUAAGGACAAUAGGUACAGAAAGGUACCACAAGCGCCGUUAAUUCUCAAGCAGCAAUUUCUGAUUUCUAAAUCUUCUGAUUUAUUUCUACAAAAGUAUCAGUUGGUGUGUUCCUAGUGUUGCUAGCGCUACUGUCACUUUUUAUUCUAGUUUAGUUAAUAGUAUUCAAUGUCUGUAAGUUUAGUCUACCUAUAUUGUCCCACUGCUGGGCAAAAGCUGAUUCAUCUUACCCAGCAUCAAGAUAAAUGUGGGCUUACAGAAAAACUUAAUUGUAUUUUUACUUUGCACGUCAGGACAGCGGUGGACUGCCAAAAUCAUACUAUAGCAACACGCCUGCAUACCCGAAAGGGUAGGCAGAAUACGGAAUAACCUUGAAAGGGGGAGCGAGCACAGCAGGCCAGUGCGGAGCAGCGCGGCCGUAACCGCUCAGUUUCUGCCCCAGCUCCCCCUCACACGCUGCAUUACCCUCGUCCACCGCAUUCGAGAGCUAUUUGCCGCCGGAGAUCAGAUUAAUGUCGCCACUUUUAUACUUGUCGUAACCAAGAAACUUUCAGAAAGCCUCGCGACACAAUUGUUGUAGAAUCACAGCCGCGGAAAUAUCGCAAAUACACUUUUAGAUACCAUUGUUUUCUACAAACGUUUCUGUGUCAGUCCGGACAAAGACCUCUUUGUAGCCGCUCAAACUUCAACAUAACUAGUUAUCUAACAAAUAAACUGGCUAGGUGAGAAUAUGGGUGGGUUAUUCACCUGGUUUUCUCACUUUAUCUGUUUCGAAGCUGUUCUGAAGCCGUUGCAAAUAGACGUUUUGAGGUUAUAUGCCGUAGCAGCCGGAAGUGCCUUGCCGCGGCCUUCUGAAUGGCCCGAUAAAGACGGUGAUGGCGCCGCCCUAUACAUAGAGAAACUGACACCAAAAAAUAAAAAUAGCAUUUCAUCCCUGCGUCGGAUAACUGCGAGCUUGCGUUAAAAGUAGACACAUUCCCGCACCUUCUGCUUCCGUUGCCGGUGAAAAUAUUACGUGGAGGUGUAAACGAGCCCCGGUAAAGCCGUUAUUGCCGUCGUUAAGUUAAAAUUUUCUCUCUUGAAUAGCAGCGAAUGUGGGACAUAAACACAGACAUUUAUGUUAUUUGCACGAGAAUAUUGGGAUGAAUAUAAAAGAAAAAUAUAUUGGUUGUGCGCAAGACUAACUGUCGGUACGUGGGUUGUGUAACUAGUAGAUGUAUACCUCUAUUAUAAGUAAGUAUACAAUUUGGCAGUAUUUCACAAGUAGAAACAAACGUGACUAAGUUUUGUGUAUUCCAGAAACAAAAGUUCUUUCAUUUAGUAAAUAAAGACUUGGAAAGAAAUCUUAGAAA
Pectinophora gossypiella (pink bollworm) is the source of this 4455-nucleotide messenger RNA. RefSeq lists its product as uncharacterized. The record is from RefSeq and is a predicted model, not a curated record. The coding region runs from base 441 to 2183 and encodes 580 amino acids. The transcript is spliced from 2 exons. Lineage: Eukaryota; Metazoa; Arthropoda; Insecta; Lepidoptera; Gelechiidae.